AUGGGCUCAUCGUCAAUUUUAAGAUGUAGGAGAAGGCCCUCUGGCUGCUUGAUUCAAGAACUUCCUAAUGGUUACUCAAAGGUCACUUGGAUUGAACAUGUUGAAGUUGAUAAUGGGGACGUUCAUGAUAUCUAUAAGGUACUAGUAAACUCUGGUCUUGCAUUUGGUGCAAAAAGAUGGGUAGCCACUUUAGAUAGACAAAGUGAACGACUUGCAAGUGCAAUGGCUAGCAAUAUUCCUGCAGGAGAUGUCGGAGGCAAGUGUCCUAUUAUAAUGUCUCCAAAAGGGCGAAAGAGUAUGUUAAAGUUAGCAGAAAGAAUGGUUUUGAGCUUCUGUAGUGGGGUUGGUGCUUCGACUGCUCACACAUGGACAAGUUUAUCUGGUAGUGGAGGAGAUGAUGUGCGUGUAAUGACCCGAAAGAGUGUAGAUGAUCCAGGCAGGCCUUCUGGUAUUGUGCUAAGUGCUGCAACUUCAUUUUGGUUACCAGUUCACCCAAAACAGCUUUUCAAUUUUCUCUGUGAUGAGAACUCUAGGAAUGAGUGGGACAUCCUUUCGAAUUGUGGGCAUGUUGAAGAAACCGCACACAUUGCCAACGGCCGUGAUCUAGGAAAUUGUGUUUCCCUUCUGCGUGUUAAUAGUGCCAAUUCAAGUCAGAGCAACAUACUCAUCCUACAAGAGAGUUCAACCGAUUCUACAGGUUCAUAUGUUAUAUAUGCACCAGUGGAUAUUGGUGUGAUGAAUGUUGCAUUAAAUGGAGGUGAUCCAGAUUAUGUUGCGUUGCUUCCAUCUGGUUUUGCCAUACUUCCUGAUGGACCAGUAGAUUAUGAAGGAGGAGCUCUUGUUAGUGGAACUGGUGGAUCAUUACUCACCAUCGCAUUCCAUAUUUUAGUAGAUUCGGAUCCUACAUCCAAAUUGUCACUAGGAUCGGUGGCAAUAGCUAAUAGUCUUAUUAAGUCCACGGUUGAAAGAAUCAAAGUUGCAGUAGCUUCUAACAUGAGUAAAGCAAUGGGGAUUUAAUAAGUGGUGUGAAGGAAAGGGGAAAACAUCUUUGAAGGCGAAAAUUUCUCUGUUAUCUUUAAGAAUAGAUGAAAGAAGUCAAGAACGAACCAGAACGAUCCAUCCAUUAGAAAUUUUCAAGGUUUAUCAAUGUUCGGGUAUUGACUUUGCAUAUCUUGAAGAUUAUACAGUAAAUUUAGACCUUGUCGAUUAAAUACUAGUUAAAAUUCCCAAACACUUUUUUUUUUCUGUUGGGUUUCAUUAGAGAUUUUCAGUCUUUUGUGUUGUCUGGAUUAGAAGUAAACUGGUAACCUGGAUUAAGCUACAUGCAACAACUCUUACUUCCGGCUUAGAACUUGUAUCCAAUGUUUAGCUAUUCCUUGGUUUAAUACUUAUGUUAGGA
Messenger RNA from Lactuca saligna, 1399 nucleotides. NCBI's taxonomy places the organism in Eukaryota, Viridiplantae, Streptophyta, Magnoliopsida, Asterales, Asteraceae. The record is from the annotation of a GenBank genome assembly.